Salvia splendens (bonfire salvia) is the source of this 2183-nucleotide messenger RNA. RefSeq names its product probable protein phosphatase 2C 55. Gene Ontology annotation, molecular function: protein serine/threonine phosphatase activity. Bases 373 to 1932 code for a protein of 519 amino acids. Gene Ontology annotation, biological process: protein dephosphorylation. The record is from RefSeq and is a predicted model, not a curated record. The transcript has 6 exons. NCBI's taxonomy places the organism in Eukaryota, Viridiplantae, Streptophyta, Magnoliopsida, Lamiales, Lamiaceae.
UAUCUCCAAACAGGAACCUUCUGAAUUUGUCGUUUCAGACAAGCCAACAGCCACAGCUCCACUCCAACCAACACCCAAAUUUAUUUGUGAUUCAAAUUCGGUGAAUUUAAACCACCAACCCAUUUUCUCUUUACCUUUAUUACCGAUUUCGUUUUGUAGGCGGAGGACCGUUUACGGUCACGCUGGCCGCUCACGAGAUCCCUCAGAAUAUUAAAGGUUCUUUCAUUUAACAUACUUAAGAGAGGCCGGUGCUCCUGUAUUCUGGUUGAGAUAUAUAUAUUGGGAGUAUGAGAUUAUCUUCUCUUGGUUGUAGUUGUGAUUGUAUCAUCUGUUUCGAACGGCUACCAGAUUUACUUCAAUUGAGCCAGGGAAAUGCCAUCCAAUAAUUUUUCAAGAUUUCGUGGUGCAAUCUGGCAAGGAUUCUGGAGAUCAACAUAUGGGCAAGAAACUGGUAUUCAAGGUCAGAUAGAUGAUUUGAUUGGCCAGGGGAGGUUGUUGGUUGGCCGCUCUAGGCUCUUGCAUUUUGUACCCUCUGAAACAAAUAGUGGCUCGCAUAUAUUUGUUCGGUCUGGUACACUUGCUGCUGCUCAAGUGGAUCUACAUUUAGCCAAUCGAAGAAGAAACCUUUCAGUUGUUGAAUCAUUUUCUCGAGCAAUUUCCAUACCAUCUAUUUCAGGGCCUUCAUUUCAGGUUUGUGGGCAUCACAUUGAUUGUUUGCUAUCAAGGCCUUCUAAAGUCUCUGGGAUCAGCUCUCCGAAAUCACUAAUGGCUGGUUGUGGGUCCAGAUUGCCUCACACUGAGUGCUCUAUUGGAAAUUUGUCUCCUAGACAUGUUAAAAAUGGUGCUGCUUCAUAUCAUUCUUCUUGUGUGUAUAAAAGGAGUAGUGUUGGAUAUUGUAGAAACGCUACCAUGAGUUUGAGAAAUAAAGAGCAGCCUAAUAACUUCUUGUUGUAUGCUUAUUUCAUAUACAAUGCCGCGAAGAGAAAGGGGAGUAGCAAUCCAUUCCUUGGAUUUGGAUUUGAGCGUUCUUAUCUAUCAUCACCUGCAUUUUCAUCUGCCGGCAAUGCACCAGAGGUAUCAUUUGAGAACUCCGUGAAGGAAGAACAGCGGUCAACCUCUGCUGAUUCAUCUGAGCUGAACAGUCCAAUCGUCAGAGCUUUGAAGCUGAAUUCAGGAUCUUGUUACCUGCCCCAUCCUGACAAGGAAGAAACUGGCGGAGAAGAUGCUCAUUUCAUAUGUUUAGAUGAACAAGCCAUCGGUGUAGCUGAUGGUGUAGGUGGAUGGGCUGAUCUAGGUGUUGAUGCAGGUUUGUAUGCACGUGAGCUUAUGUCACAUUCAGUCAAUGCAAUUCAAGAAGAACCAAGAGGCUCUGUCGACCCUGCCAGAGUCCUACAAAAAGCCUACACUAGCACAAGGGCAAAGGGAUCCUCAACUGCUUGUAUUAUUGCUCUCACUGGUGAGGGUCUCCAGGCCAUUAAUUUAGGAGAUAGUGGGUUUAUGGUUGUUAGAGAUGGAAGUACGGUUUUCAGAUCCCCUGUUCAGCAGCAUGAUUUCAAUUUUACUUAUCAGCUGGAGUGUGGGAGUACUGGCGAUUUGCCUAGCUCCGGACAGGUGUUUACAAUACCUGUUGCUCCAGGAGAUGUGAUAAUAGCUGGGACUGAUGGGCUAUUCGACAAUCUGUAUAGCAAUGACAUUACUGCUGUUGUGGUUCAAGCUACAAGAGCUAGUUUAAAGCCACAGGUGACAGCACAGAAAAUAGCAGCAUUGGCACGGCAACGAGCACAGGACAAAAACAGGCAGACACCUUUCUCUGCUGCAGCACAAGAAGCUGGUUUCCGUUAUUAUGGUGGGAAGCUUGAUGACAUUACCGCAGUUGUUUCUUAUAUUACUAGUGACCACAAGGACAAACUCUCAAGCAAAAGCUCUGACUAGAGAAAUAGUUUGUUGUGGCAUUCGACUAUUUUUGGAAGGAGAGUUUGCCUCAAAGACUCUCGAGGGCUUGAAGCUGUUAUGUUGCUUUCAUAUAGUGAAUGAAUGUGAGUGUAUAUAAUACAGUUAUGUGUAGUUAUGUGUUGGUAGGUAUGGUGAUUUCACAUUAUAAACGGAUGUAUGAAGCAAAUAGAGGAAGAGUGAGAGUUUUGGAAUUUAUAGUAGUUGCAUUAUGCAUUUAAUCUUUCUCUUCA